AUGGCGGCCCCUCGUGUGCUUUUACGAAGAGAUGUUCAAACUACUGGAUCGUCACCAACGAACAGGACAAUGGAAUUAAAUGUCUUGCGAGGCUUAGCAUCCCUUCCAAAAGGUCAACUUAAAUAUGAUCCGAAUUGGAAACCAACCACUGAGGCUCUCGAAGAGUUUUCUAAACCACCACGCUUAUCAAAGGAAAUCUUGUCGUCAGUUUUCCCAACGAGUAAGUCAUUGAGUUUGUCAGGAGGUGCAAGAAUAAAUCAGCGUGUAGAAGAGUCAGAAUCCGAUGUUAUUUCUAUUAAUAGCGCUUCUAGUAGUGUCGAACGUACGGUAGAAAGUGACAGAAUUAAAGCGAGGGAGGCUGACCUGCUUGAAAAGGAAUUACAGGCAAGCUUCGAUAGAACGCAUAUUGAUACCAAAAAUUAUACGGAAGAAAAGCAUCUGCAAGCACAGGAUAGGCUCCGUUUAAGAAAAGAGAAGAUGAUAGAAAAUUCUAAAAAAUUACAGGAAGAAAAAGAUAAUUAUUUACAAGAGAAAGAGAAUGAAAGAGUUGAGGAAUUUAUUAAAUCUGUGCAAGCACUACAAGAAGAUGAAAAGAGAAAAAGCGAGGAAGCUAGACAACGUCAGCAACAACUUGAACAGUCACAUGAAGAGUAUGCACAACAGGCUGUUAGAAAAGUAAAAGAAGUAGAGGCUUUAAGAUUAAAGGUUCUUAAAGAAGAACAACAGAUCAAGAAACAGCUAAUGCAGCUGAAAGUGUCAUUCACUAGUAUUAGGGAAACUUCUUCAACCAUUCAACAGAUUUUUCAGCAAUGUAAGUAUCAGUCGUCAUUGUCAAUGUCAAUGACAGAUGUGCUUAAAGAGGUAGAUAAGGUCCUGAAAGUUUCACAGAACGCUUUUGAUGAUGCAAAUGAAAAGGGACAAGUCACUGAGAUGAAUGAGAAGAUUAUGCAUGAGUGUUCUUCUCUGAUCCAAGCCAUGCUUCAAAAGACUAAAAACAUUGUCGAGGAGAUCAGUGUAAAAGCAAUGAAAGAAGAAGCUGAGCGUCAGGCCAAAGCAAAGGAGGAGGAAGAGAAAAAGGAAAAGGAAAAAGCUCAGAAAGAAAAAGCCGAGAGAGCUGCAAGAGAACGCCAGAACAGCCAAAUAUCUGCUUCAGCUAGUCAAACAACUUCUGGUAAACAAAAGACGUCUGGUCUGUCUAAAGAGCUUACCUCUUGCAUUUCAGAAUGGGCUUGGCAUGAGUAUUCACGAUUACUCAGUUACAAAGCUGAGAUAACAAAGACAGCUGAACCAUUGAACACUGACAAGUCCCUGAAGCAGUUAAAAUUUGACCUUCAGAAGGCUGUUGCUACACCAAUCAAUUCCAUAUCUGAAGAGUCAAUACUUGACAAGAUACAGCGCUUGACUAAAUUCCUUUCUGGGGCAUCAGUUUCAGUUGGACGUAAAGAGAUCUCCAUUUCUGUACAUCCAGCGGCUGAGGUAAGUAGACUGUGAGCACUGUGAUAAGGUCGAAGGAUUAGACUAUGUUCAAUUGACCAUAUUCCAGAAUAAAAAUAAAAGGAAUGAACUCUAAAAAUCACUAAUUUUAGUGUUUAUUGCUUUGCAAUAGCUAGAAAUCUGUGUGAAAUAAAAUGUCCCAAUGUGUGUAACAUUUAAGUGGCCCAAAAAUCAUCUGGAGAAUUGCAAUAAAACUGUUGCACAUACUUAUAAUAUUUCCUGAGUGUGCCCUUAGCAACCCUUAGUAAUAAGUAUAAAUUCAAGAAAUUCUCCAAAGAAGGACAUGCAUCCCACUAUGUAGGAAAAUUGAGAGAAUUUAAUUUUUACUGACUGACAGGAGUAUUCACUUAACGAUUGAAAAGUAAUGGAGACAUCUGUUUUCUGUUGUCUUCUGCAAAUAGCCACAGUUUUGUCUUAUCUCUGUGAGCGUCUGUAAUAGUAACAAACUUUGUAAACUAUAAAAUCUCUGUGGCAACUGUGACAAGUGAUGCACUGGGAUAAAUUAUUUUAUCUAUCAGGCAUUUAAAUUGCAUGAAUUGUCCAAAAACAUGCCCUUGAAUAAUUUCUGACUAAGCCUCUCAUUGUGUGCUAUAUGUAGACUGGGUAAAACACUGGUUGAUCUCGUGAGCUUUAAAUUCAUACCUCCGAUGUUAUUAUGAUGUUCUACCUUGUGAGACCAAUGAAAUCACAUAUGACUAAUUACACCAAUAAGGUCACGAUUAGCAGUUCUCAAGGCUGGUAUUUCGGUGCAAAGUUUGAUCAGUUUGGUUUGUGGCAGUCUGGUUUGUGGCUGAGUGCAAAAACAUAGGUGCAGUUGCUGUAAAAGCUUACUGAAAAACUAUCUGUCACUUGGUAUCCCCUUGACUAAUGCCCUCAAGAAAUAAUAUUGGAUCAUUAAACAUUUCUGGGAAACUGCCCACAUACAUGUACCCCUCCCCAAAGCCAACAUUAACACUUACUUCUCACUUAGGGCAAAAUGUUGGCUUAAGGGAGGGGUAGGUGGACAGUUUCCCAGGAAUGUAUAAUGAUCCAUAUUUUUCUUAAAGAAGUUGUAUAAUUUCAAUUUUUAUUGCACCCUUGAGUUUGAGUUUUCUGGCUAUUGAACGGGCCCUUAACAUGAAAUUGUCACGUGGUACAAAAACAUGCUGCUGGAGCUGGGCAAACAUGUCAGGGGGAAAUUGAAAAGAAAGGAUAUUUCCAGGGCUGUCACUAAGAUUUCAAUUUGCCACAUAAAUACAACAAGUAAGCGGGAAAUCAAACAGCUAGGGAUUUCUUUUGGUUCUAUUUUUCUUCUGUUUUCCUAUGAAAGUAGCCAGGGGCCUCAUUCUUAGUAGCCGGGGGAAAUCCCCAGCCCCCGCCUGUUAAUGACAGCCCUGUAUUUUCACUUUAGUUUUUCUUGCCCCUCUGUGUCGUCUGCCAUUCAGCAAAGUGUUUUUGUACCAUGUGACCAUUUCGUGCACAGGGACCAUUACUCCCCAAACAAUUGCAUAUUCCCAACAACUUGAAAUCUCAGUGACAGCUCUGAAAAAUUGACUCCCAAUAAGAAGUACCCUAUAACGUUCUGUUCCAUUGCUUGCUAGAAUAAUUAUUAUUACUGUAAUUUUAUGUACAGGCAUACUGCAAGGAAAUGAUUGCAAGAAAAUUGGUGGCUCAAGGUUCUCAGCAAGUUUCAUCCAGCGUCAGUUCUGCUUUUCCAAUUGCUGCAGUUGCCAUAGGGGUGUGGUCCAGUUUUCCUGAUGUUGGUGAUCUUAUUCUAAUGAGGUUCUAUGAGGAGUGCCCAUUCCUGGUACCAUUUUAUAUCCCUAAGGCGGCUGGGAUGACAGAUGCAGAGUACUUUACUACUCUUGGCUAUCUGUGUUCAGAUGGUCAGGUUGAACAAAAAGACAAGUACCUCAAGCGCAUGACUGGAAUUGUCCGCCUGUAUGCGGCAAUUAUCUCCUCCUUACCCCCACCGGGACAAUCACAACCACACCCCCAUGGGCCUGAAAAGGGAUGGACUUGGCUGGCAAGAAUGUUGAACUUAGAACCCCGACCAGACUACACUGCUACGGCUCUUUAUGAAUUCUUAUCCAUUGCAGGGCAUGCACUGAUGAAACAGUACAAGAAACAGUUUGGCAAGCUACUCAACACCUUGGUGUUAGACUAUGUACCCAAGAUUGAGAAAGUUACCGCAAAGGAACAGAGUGGACCCGUUAGUAGAUUAAAGAUCUUUCUGGAAAAAUGCAUCAAGGAUCAGAAAAUUCCUCUGCCAGAAGGGUACCUCACACCACAAUGGUGGCGAUCUGCUAGAUUUUAAAUGAGGAAAAGUGGGUGGAGACCUUUCACGUAAAUUUAACUUUUUAGCCAUAAAAAUCCUAAUAAAAGAUGACAGUUUUAUCUGUUUAAGAGGAGGUAACAUUUCGGACAGGUGGCUUUCUCAAGAUUUAUGAGUUGGAGGUCUCUCUCAUCUAGUUUAGUUUUCAAACAUGUAACAAGAACCAUGUCACUAUACAAGUGACCCUGACUUCUGCGGAAUUUGAGUUUUUAUCCCCGUUUAGCUUCUCAGAUCAUAUUCCUUUAAAAACUCUUUUCCUAGACCUUUUAAAAAAGCUCUUCGUCUGAUUUAAUAUCGCCAGUGAUGACUUAUUAUUGCGCGACACCUCUCUCGACUUCGUCGCUCGCUCGGCCGCUUCGAGGCCUAAAAGGCGCGCUCCGCUCGCUUAGAAACUCGUCAAGUCGACUUGCGGCAAGUUACUCUUUUCCCGGACAAUUUUGUAGACUUGU
Porites lobata is the source of this 4257-nucleotide messenger RNA. The record is from the annotation of a GenBank genome assembly. NCBI's taxonomy places the organism in Eukaryota, Metazoa, Cnidaria, Anthozoa, Scleractinia, Poritidae.